AUGGAUUUCUCGAGAUACGGAACACCAAGCGCUGACUGGUCUGCACUUGUUGCAGAGAACCCGGAAGCCGUCCGCGAGGGCUACAGCGGCAACCACCUCGAUAAUGCUCAAGUUCUUCGUGAUGUCAACAAUAAAGCGCGCGAGUCAUUGGCCGACAAGCUGAUGACUACAACCGGCUUGAGGUCAUCCGUCACGAUUGAAACAAUUCCGGUAGCGUCGCGAGAUGAGCACACCAUCCCCGUCCGCAGAUACGCACGUCUUGGCCGGGACACCGACUCAUGCCCCGUUCUGAUAUUCUUCCACGGCGGCGGGUUUCUAUUCGGCUCUGAGACCACGGAUGAUGUUAUUUGCGCGACCAUGGCCUUGCGAGCUCGUGUCGUGGUUCUCAGCAUCAUCUAUAGACAUACCCCCGCGCACAAGCAUCCCGCACAGCACAACGAUGCUUGGGACGCCUACCGAUCUAUCUUGGCCGAACCUCAAACAUUGAAGGUUAGCCUGAAGUCAGGUGUCACGUUGAUGGGUGUAUCUGCUGGUGCUGGUCUUGCCGCCUCGGUGGUGUUGCGUGACUUAGCGUGUGCAAAGAGUACUCAGGGCUACGAAAUGCCCAUCAAGGGAGUCGUGCUCUCGAUCCCCUGGUUGAUUCACAUUGACAACUAUCCUCUGAAUUUGUUCGUGUCACCGGACAAGGCCUCCAAGAUACAAUGCACCGAUACCGCCGUGAUCCCAACGAAACGCCUGAGUCUGUUUUCCGAUUUGCUUGAGGUGGAGGAUCCAACUGACCCGGUAUUGAACACCGCCCUUGCACCCGACUCUUCAUUAUCCGGGUGGCCUAAGACCGCAUUUCUGGUCGCUGGGAUGGAUCCUCUACGAGACGAUGGCCUUCUAUUUGCCACUCGACUUGAAAAGUUAAGGUAA
Messenger RNA from Parascedosporium putredinis, 915 nucleotides. The record is from the annotation of a GenBank genome assembly. NCBI's taxonomy places the organism in Eukaryota, Fungi, Ascomycota, Sordariomycetes, Microascales, Microascaceae.